This is a messenger RNA of Penicillium paradoxum, 2094 nucleotides long. RefSeq lists its product as uncharacterized. Gene Ontology annotation, biological process: DNA replication initiation; DNA replication. The transcript has 8 exons. The coding region runs from base 1 to 2094 and encodes 697 amino acids. Gene Ontology annotation, cellular component: nuclear pre-replicative complex; nuclear origin of replication recognition complex; DNA replication preinitiation complex. NCBI's taxonomy places the organism in Eukaryota, Fungi, Ascomycota, Eurotiomycetes, Eurotiales, Aspergillaceae. The record is from RefSeq and is a predicted model, not a curated record. Gene Ontology annotation, molecular function: DNA replication origin binding.
AUGGAUCUUGAUGGGAUUGACGAUGCCUUGGGCUUGUCAAAUGACAAGUCCCAAACCCUGGGCGCAUACAUCUAUCAACCGCCCAAACAUGGAAAACUGGCAGGCGAACGACCUUCAAAGCGCCGCAAAGUCUCAUCAAUUACCGCUAGCGAUGAGAAAUUGGAUCGAAAGUGCUUCGUGCCCCUUUUAAACGGAGAAGAGAAUGCUGAGUCGGUUCAAUUGCGAUAUGAUUCCUACCAGCAGCUAUGGCCCAAGCAAGAACACAAGAUUCAAGCAAUCCUUGAAGAUGUCGAUGCUGGAGUUUUGACGGAUGUAUCAUCCUUUGUCAGGAAUACCUCACCUCAGACAUGCGAUGGAUGUAUACCUACGGCGUUAGUAACAGUCGGUUCAAAUGUUUCCUCGCUUGGAAGAUUACUGUCACGGCUCAAUGAUCAAUUGCUAUCUACCGGAGAGGGCAGCGUGGUGGUCUUGGAAUCAGGCGAUGCCCCCAAUCUAAAAACAACCUUGAAGAACAUUAUUCGCACCACUGUUACGAACACCGAUGGCAACGAUGGAUACCAAAGAUUUCUUACAGAUCGUGCUGGGCCUCGACUUCUCGGUUACGACCUGGACCUCCUUCAUGACUAUGUGCAGAGAAAAGGGACUAAGAAGUUGGUUCUAGCUCUCCGAGAUAGUGAAGCUUUUGACCCUGGUCUCUUGACAGACCUAUUGUCUCUAUUCAAAUCAUGGCUUGACCGUAUACCAUUUACUGUUCUACUGGGGAUUUCCACAUCUAUCGAGUUAUUUGAAGGCCGGCUGCCUCGUUCGUGUGUUGCUCUUCUCCAAGGCAAGCAUUUCGAGGUUCAAGAAGCUGGCAAUUGUGUCGAUCGCAUCUAUGAGUCUCUCCAGACUGACCCGGAUACGCAGCUUUGGUUGGGUCGCAACGUGACCAACACUUUAUUUGAGAACACAAGUGACUAUUUCCAAAGUCCAGAGGCGUUCAGUCGCAUGUUCAAGUAUGCAUACAUGUCUCAUUUCUUUGCAAAUCCUUUGGCUGUAUUGCUGGCCAAUCCAAAUUCAGCGAUUCUCACUCAGAACAAGCUCUGUGAGGCCAUCAGAAACCUGCCAUCAUUCCGAAUGUUCUGCGAGGAUUUAGUCGAAGAAGGUUCCACCAAACAAGUUCGAGACAUGUUGGAAAAUGACAAAUAUCUCCUACAAGAAACGCCGAAGUACCUCGAUGCGAGCCAGGAAAGAAUGCGAAAAUUUUUCCAGGCCGUCCGUAUCAUACACACUUUUCUUCAACACAUACAGAGUGGGAAGAAGACUAGUAUCCCUGACCUCUCUGUCCGCGCCCUCUCGGGCGAACUGUCCGAGUCCACUAUCGUGGAAGAAAUGUUUGCCACGGCGAAGACGCUAGAUUCUGAUAAGCUAGAUGACAUCCUCAACCAUCUUCGGGCUAUCGCAAUUAGUUCGGAAGUUGGUGUGAUCCAAGAGGAUCUCGGGAAAUUGUUGGAAACCUGCUCGAACUCUGGUCCACUACGCAGUGGAUACAAUAUCAACAGCACUGUCACAAAAACAACAGUCGUUCAGCAACGUAUCCGGCUAAGCAAAGGCAAAGUUGAUCUCUCAGAACAAGAUGCAGAAUACACCAACAUUGUCGACCGGCUGGUUGCCCUCUUGCAAGUGCAUCUGACAGAAGCCCUUAUAGACCCGCACGACCUGUUCUUACAUGAAGUCUUUUUGUUUGAUCUGAGGAACCCACUAAAGGAAACAUUUGCUCCUCGACCACGCUUCGCUAUUGAACGCGCUUUGGCUACUCCCUUCGAUUACCUGCUUUCCUCGUCGGAUGUCGCUAUGACAAAGGUCUCAGCCAAGCAGCCUGCUACCGCGAUUCUAUAUCAGUUGUACCUUGAUUCAGGCGCUCUAGUGAAUGUCCACGAUCUUUGGCAGGCAUUCUAUGGUAUAUUUGAGACUGAAGAGGCGGGUGGCUGCGAUGACCGAAUCGUGAUGUCUUUAUUCUAUAGCGCUCUUGCGGAGUUGAAGGCGUUUGGUGUGAUCAAGAACAGUCGAAAAAAGACCGACCACUUGGCCAAGUCAGCGUGGAUGGGACUUUAG